AUGGAUACCUCUGACGAAAUUCAUGAUAAAAUACCCAAUACAUUGAGAAAACAACAGCAGCACUUACACGAAAAUGAACCAAAAGAAUGCGUAACAACACUAAAAGAUCUUAACGUACCCGAAACGAAAAAGCUUUCCCCCGUAUUACAUGGCAGAAAGGCAAGUACAUACUUAAGAAUUUUUAGAGAUGAUGAAUGUUUAGCCGAUAACAAUAAUGGCUCAGAUAGUAACAAUGGCGGAUCUCUGACAUGUGCGGACAAAAUAACAAGGUCGGAAUCAACUUCUAAAUCAAUAUCGGAAGCAUUACAAUCUUCCGGUAAAAAAAAAAAUUCAGAGGCUUCAUCUUCAUCAUUGUCAAGUUUUAUUUCAUCUCAGCACGAGGAAACCGUAUUAAAGGGCAAUAAGCACGUGGCACAUAGCAAUAAUAUUAAUAAGAGGAGGCAAAAAACUGAUGAGGACGUUGCAAAACAACAAUCAUACCAACCACAUGUGACACAUCAACAAACUCCUCCAGAAUCGAUACAAAAUAUAGAUGAGGCGUGCAUCUCGCCCAAGUCCACUUAUCAGAACACUCUACAUGGAAUAUCGGAUGACUUAACAUUAAAGCCUGUUUCUUCCGCAACUUACUAUCCCCACAAAAGUAAAGCGGACCCUACCUAUGAGGAAAAAGAUAAAAUGGAAAAUGAUACCGAUACUAUUCAACCUACCACCAUAAGUUUUGAAUCUAAUGUAGCAACGCUUCCCAGAACGUAUAACAGGCAAACUUUCAAGGUCAAGACUCACUCAACUUUAUCACAGUCUUUGAGGCAAGAAAAUAUCAAUAAUCGUAAUAAUAAAAUAGUUCAACAUUCUGUACAACAAAAUAAACCAAUCAAAGAACAACCCAACCUUUUUGUUCAAGAUAAAGAAGACGAGCAAGCGGAGGGAGAAGAGGAUGAAGGUGAGAAUGAACAUAGGGAAUAUCCCCUGGCAGUGGAACUAAAGCCAUUUACGAAUAGAGUAGGAGGUCACACAGCGAUUUUUAGAUUUUCUAAGAGAGCGGUUUGCAAGGCUUUGGUUAAUAGAGAAAACAGGUGGUAUGAGAAUAUAGAAUUAUGUCAUAAAGAACUCUUGCAAUUCAUGCCACGUUAUAUUGGUGUUCUAAAUGUUAGGCAACAUUUUCAAUCAAGAGAUGAUUUUUUAAGCGAUCUAGAUCAAAAGAACAACAGUAACGAAAAAAACAAAAUGAUAGAGGAUAGCCAGAACAACGAUGAUGUUGCGCUUAGUGUAGAACCUACUGGAACUCCUUUAACUCACAUACAUUCCUUCCCCUUGGAACAUUCAUCGAGGCAAGUGCUCCAAAAGGAGCAUCCUGAAGUAGAACCAAUUCAUUCUCAACAUGUCAAAAGGUCACUGUCGAGUUCCAAUCAACCUUCUUUAUUACCCGAGGUAGUUCUAAAUGAUAACAGGCACAUUAUACCGGAAUCGUUGUGGUACAAAUAUUCUGACUCUCCUAAUUCGGCACCAAAUGAUUCAUACUUUUCUUCCUCCUCUUCUCAUAACUCGUGUUCCUUUGGUGAUCGUGGCAAUAUGAACAAAUUAAAAAGACGCGAUUCUGGUUCUACAAUGAUCAAUACUGAACUGAAGAAUCUAGUCAUAAGAGAAGUAUUUGCACCAAAAUUCUUUCGAAGGAAGAGGAAUAUCAACACGAUUGCGAUAGGAAACCAUGACGCGCGCUCCGAUUCCAAUCCAUCUUUUCUCACACAAAAAUCAAGAGCCUCGUCCCAUGAUGCAUCGAGUGCCUCCAUAAAGACUCUUGAUGUUUCCUCGUCACAAGCGAACAUACAGAUAGAUGACCCAAAUGUCAGUCCGAAUAUACAUGGUCCCUUCUUGAAAAAGUCGCUUCAUGAAAGAAUAUCUAAUGCCUUAGAAGGAUCACAUUCAGUGAUGGAUUUGAAGCAAUUCCACAAAAAUGAACAAAUCAAACAUAAGAACUCAUUCUGCAAUACUUUGUCCCCUAUUCUCACUGCAACUAAUUCUAGAAAUGAUGAUGAUUUUGUUUCUUCUCCAAAUUGUAUCAGUAAUACACAAGAGGGUGUCUUUGAUAUGGAUGAAGAUACGGGAAAUGAAACAAUAAAGAUGGAUAAUCAUAACCGCCAUGACAGCGGCGGUAAGGACAUAAUUAUAAAAUCUUUAGGAUAUAACGUUUCGAAUGAUUAUAGUCAUCAUGACAUUGAAUCAAUCACGUUUGAAGAAACAUCCCACACCAUUGUUUCAAAAUUCAUUCUAUUAGAAGAUUUAACAAGAAACAUGAGCAAACCCUGUGCUUUGGAUCUAAAGAUGGGGACAAGACAAUAUGGUGUAGAUGCUAAAAGAACUAAACAACUAUCACAACGUGCGAAGUGCUUAAAGACAACGUCUAGGAGAUUAGGUGUUAGGAUCUGCGGACUAAAAGUUUGGAAUAAAGAUUAUUAUAUCACAAGAGACAAAUACUUCGGUAGAAGAGUAAAGGUUGGUUGGCAAUUUGCUAGGGUUCUUGCAAGAUUCUUGUAUGAUGGUGAGACGGUCGAAAGUUUAAUUAGGCAAAUUCCAAGACUAAUCAAGCAAUUAGAUACUUUAUAUUCUGAAAUUUUUAAUUUGAAAGGUUACAGAUUAUAUGGUGCAUCUUUAUUACUAAUGUAUGAUGGUGAUGCUAAUAAAUCAAAUUCUAAAAGGAAAAGAGCCGCUAAUGUUAAAGUCAAUUUGAUCGAUUUUGCACGUUGUGUGACUAAAGAAGAUGCAUUAGAAUGUAUGGACAAAUUUCGUAUACCCCCAAAAUCGCCAAAUAUAGAAGAUAAAGGGUUCUUGCGAGGCGUGAAGAGCUUAAAGUUUUAUCUGUUGCUAAUCUGGAAUUACCUGACUUCUGAUAUGCCAUUAAUUUACGAUGAAUCAGAAAUGAGUAACAUGAUCAAUAAAGAAACGAAUUCGAAUAGUUCUGCUUUCGCCACCGGUUCGAAAAUUAAGUUUAACAAUAAAUGGGAUUGGUUAGAUGAAUUUGACCAAGAAGAUGAAGAAAUGUAUAAUGAUCCAAAUAGUAAACUAAGACAAAAAUGGAGGAAAUACGAGCUUAUUUUCGACGCUGAACCAAGAUACAAUGACGAUGCUCAAGUUAGCGAUUGA
This is a messenger RNA of Saccharomyces mikatae IFO 1815, 3138 nucleotides long. RefSeq names its product inositol polyphosphate kinase KCS1 (gene KCS1). Gene Ontology annotation, molecular function: inositol hexakisphosphate kinase activity. The record is from RefSeq and is a predicted model, not a curated record. Gene Ontology annotation, cellular component: nucleus; cytoplasm. The transcript has a single exon. Gene Ontology annotation, biological process: inositol phosphate biosynthetic process; phosphatidylinositol phosphate biosynthetic process. Lineage: Eukaryota; Fungi; Ascomycota; Saccharomycetes; Saccharomycetales; Saccharomycetaceae. Bases 1 to 3138 code for a protein of 1045 amino acids.